Amoebophrya sp. A25 is the source of this 2227-nucleotide messenger RNA. The record is from the annotation of a GenBank genome assembly. NCBI's taxonomy places the organism in Eukaryota, Dinophyceae, Syndiniales, Amoebophryaceae.
AGGAAAUUUCACUCUUGUUUCCAGAACAUUCACACGCGUAAGUGUUCUAAAAUAUCAACUGCUCCUUCAAUCAAGUAUUUGUUCCUCGACUUGAUUGAUUAGGAUUACUGCCAAGUAAUAAAACACCUUCAUUGAAUACUUCACAUCUUCAUUGAAUACUUCAUAUCAUUAACAAGAAAAAAUGGCAAUGAAAUCAAAGUGGGCUGACAUCGAGGAUGAUGAUCAUCGCAUCCCGAUGCCGAUGACUACGAACAGGAGAUGGGCUGACGUAGAUGACGACGACGAGCAUGACCAGCAUAAGCGAACUGUCUUCAGCGAAGCUGAUGGCAAAGGAAUCAGGUUAGUCUUUUCUUCCAUAAUCGUGAAUGCUCAUCUUUCCGUAGGCCAGCCUACUCCUAUCCUAUCCUACAACUACUCGUCUCCUCGCAGUCGGUGCCACUCCUAUCCUGUGCUACUGCAGAAACAGUUCUGUGCUACUUACAACUCGAGCGGUCCGUUUGGUUUACUAAAAACACCUACUAGAAUUAUACCUUUGCUUUUCUGCCAACUAAUUGUUUACAAAAAAUUGAAAUUGAAACUUCAGAACCGAAGUUGAGUACACGGAGCGAAACGGUAAGGCGGUGAAGCUGGUGACAACUUACAAGCAGAAAAAAGUAACAAAAAAGUCAAACGAGCAUGUCGAUCGACGAAAGAAGUGGGCGCCUUUUGGCAACUGCACGGACCCAACUAAAUACUCUGACUACGGUGGCAACAAGCCGGUUCGCGCUGAGGAGGAAGUGAAAAUCGAGUUAAACAAGGAGAAGCAGCUCAAGGCAAUUGGUAAGAACGCUUUUGAUAAUUAGCAACAAUUUCGCUAUAUCUAGAUGCAAGAUCUUCGUGUAUUUCCGCUGAAAGCAAAGGGAAUCUCCAUAUCUGGACUAGAAUUCUCUCGAAACAACCGUUCUUCAAGAAUAUUAAGCUCCACAAUUGCUAGUCCUGCAUUCGUGAGAAGUACCUAACCAUGUCUUUACCCAUACUCCCCACCCCAUCUAGGUCAAGACGAGAAGUUCUGGGAACAGAGUGUGGUUUUGUGUGAAACGAUCCUGAACGAUGCAAAGAAAAAGAAGUAUGACGCCAAUGAAAUGAGGAGGAAACGUGAAAUCGAGUUCCAGGCUCAACAGGCAGAACAGAAGGCGGGUAUUGUUGCAACCGGUGGACAGAACUCAACACUCGCAGGCAAGUACAUGCCACCAAGUCUGCGCAAGGCGGAGGUAUACUUUAUUUGGAGGUCUUGGAGCAUUCUAUACAUUGCUUAAGAACAUGAACAUAUUAUAUACAACGUCAAAGGUCUCUAUAUUUCGUUGAUUAUCUUCUUCCUCUGCUUUUAAUCACAUUUCAUUCCAAACACAAUGCACAACUUUACAGGGCGGCCCGCAGCAGGACAACCGAAACGAGAAUACAUUGCGUGUGAUGAAUUUGUCGGAAGACACACGCGAAGGCGAUUUGCAACAGCUCUUUGGGCGAUGUGGUCCGGUUACGCGUGUCUUUAUGCCGCGUCAUAAGGAGGGUGACCCGAAGGAAGGACAGCACAAGGGCUUCGCUUUCAUCCAGUUCCGUGAGCGCAAGGAUGGCGAGCGCGCAAUCAAGCAGCUGAACGGACACGGUUACGACUCCCUGAUUCUGCAGGUGAGCUGGGCACAGCCGAAAGCCAAUUAAGGUCCCGGAUCCCUUAUGGUUACAGGAACGAGAAUAGGAACAACAUGUAGCUGCGUAAUUUCUCCAGGAGGAUGUUGACACGCGUCGAGUGUUCUGUGGUGAUGCGUACGACGUAAUGGGUUUUUGCUUGCCUACGCUUCGGAGAAGGAGGAAUUAUGGGCGGAUAGAAUGAGAAUCCUACGUAACCUUGUGAAAAAACAAAUCGAAAUACACGUCUCACACAAUUUCAUGAUGUCUCUGCAUCUUACACAUCUAUUUUUCAAGCUUUUUCAUCACACUGUGUCACCUUUGACUAUGGCAGGACCAGCAGUUCGUGCAUGCUGCUGUGGUCACGAAUCCGUUUAAGUUUAUUACCUUACCUAACGUCGUUGUCGUACCUAUGUAUUGGCCAUCAAACUAUUUGUCAUAUUAAGUGUCCUUCCGUUCGAGGGAGACUGCUUUUAUGAUACCUUUAUUGCAGCAGCGCCAAUACCACUAACAUGAUACGAAGGGAGCACCCAGAACCAGAUGAAUUUUCAAAUCAUGAUGCACG